AGCUGCUGAAUCUUAAACGUACCAGGAGGGCAAAUAAACAUUUUCACGACUUCCUUUGUGGUGUAAAGGUGUUUGUAAAGGUUGAAAUGCUCCUACAUAUGCAGUGCCGUGGCUCAGAGGUGCUGAAACAAAGCCGUGCACUCGCACAUAAGAGCACUUUGACCGAUUUACGCAUCGCGUGCGAACUAACCGCUUCUCGUGACAGCGGGACAGAUGCUUCUCAGGCAAAUGCUGCGUUCACUGCAGGAAGUGUAACGAAGCAGCACGGCGCAUGCUCUUCUGCCUCUCCGACAAACGGAGGAUGAAUUAUCCCCUGCUGUAAAAACGCUCUUGUGGGGAGGGGUGAUGGCGGGUGCUGAGGUCACUGUGUCUUCAGGGGAUCUCAUGACGGUGAAGGAAGAGGAAGGGGAGUCCAGUGGCAACAACCAUAAGACUCAAGUCAUCCUGCACCUGCAGCCCAUUCUGCACGGGGUAAAUGACGACAUUGCUGACACUGGCACUACAGUCUUGGCCAUAGAGACACAUCAUGAAGACAGUAAAGCAGAAGGAGAGGAGAUCGAGUAUGGCUACCCCAUCACCUGUGGAGACAGCAGGGCGGUUCUGCUUUUUAAGAAGUUUGUGUGCCCUGGGAUCAAUGUCCGAUGUGUCAAAUUCAAUGACCAGCUCAUCAGUCCUAAGCAGUUUGUACAUCUGGCAGGGAAAGCCACUCUGAAGGACUGGAAGAGGGCCAUCAGACUGGGAGGGGUAAUGCUCAGAAAAAUGAUGGACUCCGGCCAGAUAGAUUUCUACCAGCAUGACACAGUGUGCAGCAACACCUGCCGCAGCACUAAAUUUGAUGUGCUGAUCAACAGCACACGGCUUCCCCCGGGGACCUUAGUGCAGCAGAGCCCGUCAUGUCUGGCACUCGACCCUCUCGGAGGACAGGUGCCUCCCCUGACAGGUGAGGUUGUACAUGAUGCAGCAGAGGUAGAGGAACUCUUGGAAGAGAAGUUCAGUGCAACAGCAGAGUGGAGCCCUGGUCCAGCCCGGCCUGUAAAUCCCACAACAGCCAAUGGACAUGCUGCAAAGAGGAAGAAGGCUGACACACCUGAUGACGUGUUGAGCCUGUGGAAGGGAGUAGCAGACUCAGGGCUGAUGGGGGAGGUCCUGUCCAGUCUCCAGACUGAAAUAUCAGCUACUCUUAAAGGAGUGGAGGUUCGCAGUGAGAACGCCAACCUGCAGGAGACAGAUGCCGUCAUACUUAAUUCCCUGUGUAAGAUGUUUGGGCUUUUAGACUCAGUAAAGCAAGCUCUGGUCCUGAAGUGCAGCCAGGAUGAAGAGAACAAAAUACAUAACAAUGUUUGUGCGUUGGAUGAGAUUUUGGAAGACCAGAGGAAGCAGGAUCGUGAUAAAAGCACCUCCUCCAAAAUGAAAUCCUCGAAACACCUCCGCAAUCAGCGUCACAACCCCUCAAACAGCCACAACUUGCUGUCCCCCGUCAAAUUGGGCCCACCGAUCCAGCCUUUCUCCUUUACCGGUUUAUCACCUGCAUCUUACGCUCAGAUCACCAUCAAACCUCAGCUCUUUAGCCAUUUCUCUGCCUCCACUGGACAGCGUCACCCUGCGGAGGCUGGCAAGAUGGACAGAGACGGCCAUGGUGCCACUCUGGAGAGGGAGCGUGACAUCAGUGAGAUAGAAACUCAGGAGAAGCUCCACAGGCCCAGACAGGAGGGUGUGAAGACAGAGGACACCUCAGGGAUCCACAAAGAGCAUGGACAAAGGACUGUUAAGUUUCAAGAAGACCCUCACCGUAGAAAUGAGGAGACAGAAGGCUUGCAUGGCAUUGAAAAGGUGAUUAUAGGAAGAAAGGCAUUAAAGAAACAUAAAAGUAAGUGAGGGAGAAAGAUAAUCCCAAAGGGACUAAAAGGGGAAUUAAAAAACAAAAACAUUUUGUAUUCUCAUAUAUGUUGUGGUUACUUCAGUUGUUUGCAGUGUUACAAGCGCACAUUUGUUCUUGCAUUGAGUUGUUUGUAAAAGACACAUUCAAGAAGAGCAUUUUGGUUCAUUCUUUUUAUUUUUAUCAACUCACAACACAGUAAAGCUGAAAUGAUUAGUUGAUUCACUGAUUGGUCCACUGACAAAACAUUAAUUGGCAGCAAUUUUGAUAAAUGAUAAUAAUCAUUUAAGUAAUUUUUCUAAGCAAAAUGUUCUUAUUCAAAUGUGAAUAUUCACUGGUUUUCCUAUUCUUACCAUUGGGUUUUUGACUGUUGGUCAAACAAAAUUUGCAAUAUUUUAUAACAGGAAAAUGUCACUUUGGGCUCUGGGGAAUUGCAAUGAGCAUUUUUUACAAUUUUAUUUUACAUUUUAUAGGCCAGAAAUUAUAAAUUGAUUAUUUGAAGUUUAAUUGAUAAUGAAAGUAAUUGUUGCUGCCCUGAAACAUUCUAAAGAAUUAGAAACAUAUAUGUGUGACAGUAAGUAUUUCUACAUUUUUAAGAUGCCUUUCACAUGUCAAUGUAAAUAAUAUUUACCGUAUCUAAAAAUAUUUGGCACCUUUUUCAGGUAUUUGUGACAAAUAUUUCCUCAUACUUUUAUAAAUAAUUUCUGAUACUAUUUAUAAUUGAAAAUCCAUAUUUUGUGAGUUAACCUUGUGUGGUGAAUUUUAUAUAAUUUUGAUUUUGUGAAAUACAGUAUAUCUCACUCAGGCUUGUAUUUAGGCCCUUGUUAUUAUGCCUAAAACCUGCCUAAGAUCUAUGCACCAGACACUGUCUGAAGAAUAGAUUAUUCCUAAUUUUUGACAGUGAAAACUAUUAGUAAACUUUAGUAAGUAUUGUGACUGUUGACGUGCUAUUGCUUUAAACCGGGUACUGUUUACCAAUCUUGUUAAUUUACUCCCCUUUAUCAUAGAAAAAAUAUAAAAGAGAAAAAGAUGUUAUGCACAUGAGAGUAUGAUGAAAAUGACUGAAAAUGACGCUGAUGGUCCGAUAUGAUCAUGUAAGACAAUGAACACAUUUAAAUAAAAUACUUUGUUUCAUAUUUUAACAGAAGCCUGUGUUAAAGAGCUAACUUCACCAUUGUUGAUGAGAAUUGUAAA
Molecule: messenger RNA, 3070 nt
Organism: Morone saxatilis (striped sea-bass)
Lineage: Eukaryota; Metazoa; Chordata; Actinopteri; Moronidae
Product: glucocorticoid modulatory element-binding protein 1-like
Exons: 10
Coding region: 346-1875 (509 amino acids)
Biological process (GO): positive regulation of transcription by RNA polymerase II
Cellular component (GO): nucleus
Molecular function (GO): DNA-binding transcription activator activity, RNA polymerase II-specific; RNA polymerase II cis-regulatory region sequence-specific DNA binding
Source: RefSeq, a predicted model, not a curated record